GUUGGAUAACGUUACUGGAAUCAAAACUCUCAGAUGGCGGCGGCGGCGACGAGCGUGGUGGGCGAUGUGGUGCACUGCAUUCGCCACAAGAAUGUUGACCAAGAUGUCCUGCAUGCCUUCAUUCAAGAGAUCGAACGGAGUACCAAUGCCAAAGUGCUCGCAUUGCGAACCCUGUCUCAGCAGCUCGGUCUCGUUUCUGACUUGACCGAGUCGGAAGUUUCGUCCGACACUAGCACUCGGGAUGUACGCGAGGUCGUGCCGUGUGGCCAGGACGAGCAUGCCGCAUCGAGCAUGUGCGAAGAAGAGGUCAUCGUGUUCUUCCAAUUUGGCCUUCCAUUGGUGCAAGCGUUCCACCCUGUCUUGCACGAGUGCGAGAGCGCCAUUCACACCAUCUUAUCCGCAUGGGCAUCCGUGGCAUUGAAAUGGUGUGGUCAAGGGUCCACGCUAGAGCUGCAGUCCGUCCUGGAGCCUUUCUUAGUCGCCGUGUGCGUACUCGACACUCAAUCGACAACAAGCCACCACACGUGCUUGAAAGCGUUGAUUGACAUCGUCGCAGGUCAAAGUAGUACGUGUAGCAGUGUCACGCAAGUGUCCGACCGCAGCAUCGAGUUGAAUGCGCUCUUGCAUGUUGUUCACGCCAAGCCCAGUGUCUUUUACACGGCAAUGCACCUCCUCAUGUCCCCUGACCACCAGCUCGUCCCCACCCCAGCGACCAUGCAUCGAUGGGUUCUGCUAGGCCAUGUCGUAAUACAGCCUUGGUUUGACAGUGUCACAUUCGUGUCGACACCCCUGUGGUCUCUUCUGGUGCAGCCACCGCCUCCUCGUCAAGGCGUAGCCACUGUCGUACUCCAAAUGUGGUUUCUCGCGCUGUUCCUACCCGCAGCUGCCGCGUCCAUAUGGACCGAAUCGUCUUCAGCCAUCGCGGACGUCCUCGAGUUGCUUUGGCACGCCAUCGCAGCAUGCGCGGCCGUCCUGCCGCGGCCACUCGUACCGCCCUCCGACGUGACCAUGUGGGACCACGCCCAGCUCGCGGACGCGAUCCCGAUCUUCAAACCCGAUCAAGUGCACUCUGCAUUUGCCACGUAUUGGACGCACUGGGCGACGAAACCGCCUAUUCCAAUACCAACAACCCUCGACGACCCCCUUCCCACAACGACCUUUCACGACAGCGUGCCACGUGGAUAUGGGCUCCACCAGAUUGAAUUGUGGAUCGGAUCAGCGAAAUCCAACACUACGGGCGGCGCAGGCAUCCGCGCGCUUCGAGUGACCCUCCACGACGAGUUUGGCGGGGUGCAUGUGCUGCCGCUGCGCGGCGACGCCGCGGCCCUCCAUGAUACAUUCCGCACGACGCGCCAAGUGUUGGCAUUGGAUCAUCACGAGUUUAUCACGUGCGUGGACGUGUCCAACUAUGAGUAUCAUCACCAGCAGAACCCCCGCAGCCGCCGUACGUUCGUGGGCGCCAUCCGGUUUACCACAUCCAAGCACGAGUACCCAUGGAUCGGCACCCCUAGCCGGCUCGCCAACCUCGACGUGUCCGUGCGCAGUAGCAACAAACAGACGAGUGACGAGGUGCUGGUGGAGCUAACUGGCAAGUUUGACGAGGACGGAUGGCUCGUAUGCCUUGGCGGGUCGUUCGCACAACCGACGACCCACGACGACUCUACCGGGCGGCGUCCAGAGGGAACUUCUGUGGUGGAGUCAACAUCGCUGGGGCUCGUGGCCUAUGUGUUUCGGUGCGUAUAUGCGCUGGCGCCGUGGGAAUGCGUGAGCUACUUCCACACCAACUUGACCUCAACGGAGCUAUUUCCGCCAGCAACGGGAUCGACCGUGCAAGCGCUGUUCCUUCAGCUGCGGCACCACCCCCGUCUAUUUGCUCACCCAACGUUAUCGUCGUCGUCGUCGCCCGCCUUGGUAGAUACCAGUGCGGGGUUGGUGUCGUGGCUGGCCGUACAACCUAGCCACGACACGCCGCCGUCAGUAGACUCGCCUUCUUCUAGUGCUGCCGCUUCCAAAUGGAAACAUGAUGCUAAGACAGACCCAGUUGUGUCGUGGAUGAUGCAGCCCUUUUACUCGUUUGCUAGAGACGAUAUGCAUGCCAACAUGCUCAAAGUACGCGCCCAUGCCGCGGCGCUGCGGGGGUCCCACGCCAAGGAGUGGUGGUACCAGCGCGAGUUAAAAGUAGAAAAGGAAGUCAACCGCUGCUUACACAAGCAAAUGCACGGCCAGCGCACCCAAAUCCUAUCUUUUGAAAAGGAGCGACGCAAGUGGGAACACGAAGUCCAGCGGCGGAUAUCCAAGUAUGCCACCGACAGAAAACUCUCGAGCGAACAAAACCUGGAAUUGCACGGGCAAGUGGAAGCGUUGAAACUCGAGCUCGCGACAUCCCAUGGCCAACUGAAGGCGCUGACGGCGUCGAGUGCCGCGCUGGAAGGCGCUGUGGACGAACUAAGGCGGCGGACGGCGCAUACUCAGCAACUGGAAACCCAAGUCGAUGCCUUGACCAAGCAAGUCGCGGAAUGGGAUCAUUUUCACGCGACAGAGAUGGACCGGUUGCGACAGAGUCAUGUGCUCGAGAUGCAAGACCUCAAGUACACGUGGAGUACGGCGCUCCAGAAGAAUGGCGCGCGGACACGUGCAUCGUCCUCCUCCUCCGUCGGCAUGAUCCCCCACGAACCUUCUCAUGAGGACCAUCGAGUGGCGGAGCUCGAGAAGACGAUCAAGCAAAAGGAUCACGCGAUUCAAGCACUCAAGGCGAUGCUGGAACGGCAGCAGAGCAUUUCCGACGACAAAGUGAACUUGGCCAACACCAAGUACGACCACGUUAAGGCCAUCAACGUCGUGUUGCAGACGAGAAUGGUGGGCGGCAGUACUCGGUCGUAACUAGAGCUCGAGUAACGUUGAACAAGGAGGGUGUUAUGGUAUUAUUGAGAUCGAAUGUUGUACUGGGCCUGCCACGCAUUCGCCGUCGCUUCCUUUUGCUUUAGCAGGUCCGCAACUUGCACCAUGAGUUUCUGAAUGCCGUCGGCAUUGCUGGCCACCGCCGGCAGCACUUCGGCCACGGUGCGUUCCACGAGCACGCCGCCCACCAUGCGGAACGCACGGCGGGUGCCUUCGUACCCGUUCAACGUUUCUGCCACUCGCUGAUGUUCAUGGAGUUCCAGUUCCAGUUCGGCAUGCUUUUCAGCAAGUUGACGGACUUCGUUCUUCAUACCCUUGUACGUCGCAAUCACUUGCUGCUCAUUCAGUUGCGGUUCCGCCAUCGGAUGAUGUGCGAGAGGGAGAUCGAUUCCUACCAGU
Aphanomyces astaci is the source of this 3297-nucleotide messenger RNA. RefSeq lists its product as hypothetical. The coding region runs from base 34 to 2880 and encodes 948 amino acids. The transcript has 6 exons. Lineage: Eukaryota; Oomycota; Saprolegniomycetes; Saprolegniales; Verrucalvaceae. The record is from RefSeq and is a predicted model, not a curated record.